AAGGCUCGCAAGCAAUUGACAACAUGGCGCCGAAAAAAGCAUGCCCCAAUGCAUUUAUGAUUUUCACAAUGGAAUGGAAAGCCAAACAUGGAAGACACUUAACAAACUUAAGUAUGGCAACUGCUGAAGCGGGAAAAAUUUGGGAAAAUAUGAGUGCGCAAGAAAGGGGGCCGUAUAAGGAUAGAGCUAAAGCAGAAAAAUUGAGGAUGCGAAACGGUUGUGAAAAAUUGACUUGUGUCGGUAGGCCGAUAUCGGAAAUGCACCGACAAAAAUUGGAACUGGAACAAAAAGAGAAACAAAUCAAGCGUACAAUUGAGCAAACGGUUCGAAAUAGCAAAAAAAAUGGUGAAUUGGAGAAUACAUCCUAUUUUUUUAUUGCGGUUAAUUACUUCACCAAAACCUCGGAUGGCAGCGUUUACAUUCCCGCUGAAUUAUCAAUCUGUGAAUAUUCUUUGAAGCAAGGCGUUAUCCGCACUUUCCACACCUUUAUAAACCCCGGUGUUAAAAUGUACGGUCAUCAGCUUGAAGCUCAACGUCAUUCGGACGCAACCCACGGUUUACCUUUUCCACCAAACGCUAUGGGUGACAAAAAUUUGGGCAAUAUUUAUAAUGCGGUGUUGAAAUUCUUAAGCUCCAACGAUGACUUUCCUCCCUUGUACACGUCGCCGGGAUGUAUACACAUCGUGGAUUCGGUGCUAAACUUUUUAAAAUCUGACAUCGGCGCGAAUAACGCAACUUUAAGUGUUUAUUCUAUACAAUACCUGUUUUACGUGAUGAAAGAGGCGACAUGUGACCAGGGCGAGCUGGAAAAGCCAAAAACUUUUCACAUAACAGAUGCGUAUUUCGAAAGGGAUUACUUUGAAUAUCAAAGUGGGAUUGCAUGUCAGUUUCAUGAGGAUAAAGACAGGGGAAAAUAUUGUACACAAUCUUUAGUUAUAAGAUGGGGAUACAUGUUUUCAGAAUAUAUGUGUCAAGAUAUUGCUAUAUCGCUAAUACCGGGGAGGCAUGUACCGCGAAGUACCAACUUAAAAUUUAUUACAUCUAGAUCUUCGACAGAAUGCUGUGAAACCAAAUCCCUCGUCCCAUUCGCGACAACCAGCAAGUAUUCCUACGAAAACGCGGAAGCAAAACUGAAUCACGAUUAUCAGGAAACCGCAGUUUCCCUUCCUUAUGACACCAAACCAUCUUGGGAUAGUGAUUUCCCAACAGGAGUCCGUAAAAGAAUACCACUCGUAGCCGACGAAGACUCUGGCGCUUCCUCUUCGAGAAAAGAUAACUUCGGACAAUAUUAUGCUGUUUUGACAGAAGCAAGCCGCUCGUUCCCCUCUGAAGCGUCUCCCCCGGCCGACUCAAAUUUUAAGUUUCUCUCAAAUUGGCAAAAGGAUCAGGAUACCGAUGCUGGUAACUCCAUAUCGAACAUUAACAUAUUUAAUACCAAUUCAACUAGAUCUCGACAUGGACGUCUCACCUAAAUCUUGUACUGUUUAUAAUAGUUUUCAUAUUUUACUGUUCUGUCCACAAACUAUCUAUCUAUCUAUUUUUAUAUGUAAUAGACGACAGAAGACACAUAUGUAUCUGAUAAAAAGGCAGUAAUUUGCAUGGAUUUUCAAAAAGUACGAAGAAUUGCUCAAUGACCUUGAGAAAGUGCAUACAUUCACUAGGGAAGCAACACAAAAUGUAAAACAUUAUAUAUACAUAUAUAU
This is a messenger RNA of Glossina fuscipes, 1703 nucleotides long. RefSeq names its product protein maelstrom 1-like. Bases 24 to 1472 code for a protein of 482 amino acids. The record is from RefSeq and is a predicted model, not a curated record. The transcript has a single exon. Lineage: Eukaryota; Metazoa; Arthropoda; Insecta; Diptera; Glossinidae. Gene Ontology annotation, biological process: regulation of miRNA-mediated gene silencing; spermatogenesis; piRNA processing. Gene Ontology annotation, molecular function: sequence-specific DNA binding. Gene Ontology annotation, cellular component: P granule; nucleus.